AUGAAGCGGGAAGGCGGGGUGAAGGCGGAGUCGCGCGAGGCGGCCACACCGCGCGCCUACCGCGACAUUCCGCUAUACUCGAUAGGCGCACGCACGUCGGUGACGCAUCUUAUGAAGUUUGCGAGUCACCAGCGUGUCGAUCCGAACCAGGAGGAGCAGUUCACGCCGCCUGUGAAGUUGAACCGCAAGAUGCCGCUGCGCCUCAAGAUGCCGCCCGCACAGCCUGGAGAUCCUGUGAUUGAUCGUUGGGGCAAGCCUGUCAUGACCAAGGAGGGCCCGCCGCUCCGGUGGCCAGCACCGGACGCCGAUCUUGAGGCGAUCCAGCCAUACCUCGGUCUAGACCAGCAAGCGUGCGUAUCCGCCACUGACCACAGACUGGAAAACGAGGAGGCCGCUGCCUCUGGCGUGGGUAUAUCGCGCAGCCGCCCAUUCCGCAAACGUGUGCGCGAGGUGCACAAGUCGGCCAAUGCGGCGCGACGCACACGCAACGAGGAGUUUUUCCCGUGGGUCCUCGAGGACUUUGAGACAUCGCAGGAGUGGGAAAGCUCACGCGAGCCUCUACCCAACAGCCUCAAAGCACUAGAACAGUACUAUUACGCAGAGAAAGAGCGGCGCGAGCACGGGCUCCCUCCGCCCAAGACAGAGCCGGGUGCCGCUUCGCAGACACUCGUUGCACCUCAUGCGCCUUGGAUCGGACAGCUUGAAGGCGACUCAGACGAAAACUCGACAUCACACCAUGUGCUCUUUGCAUUUGACGAGCGCAAUGCGGGUGGCUUCCAGGUCGUGCCGGUCCGGCGGCAGUACAAGUUUAUGCAGCUACACAAGCAUGCGAUGACCAGCGACCAGAUCGAAGAAGAGUUUUCCAAGCAGCAGAGGAGUGCCGAAUCAGAUCGGUGGAUGAUGCGUACGAGGUACAACACGGGCGCGGGUCUCGGUGGCCCGGACGGGCUGCGCGGUGUGCGGCGGGCGGGCGGCCGUGGCCUCCCAUCGCUGGCGCUGCCCGGUGCGCCCUCUCUCGGAUGGCAGAGCAGCGCACAGCUCGUGGCGGUGCGUGGCGAGCGUGAGCGCAUGCGCGACGACGAUGACGACCUCUUUGGCUCCAUGCCGAAGCAGGAGACGACGUACGAUGAGCUUGACUUUGAGGAAGAGUUUGCUGAUGACGAGGAAAAGCCGAUAGUCGGCGACGAUGCGGAAGACCCCGAGGCGCGUGAGCUCGAGGACCGCCUCAAGCGCGAGAUGGUCGCAGACCGUGUCGACGACGAUGUGCGCAUCAAGCGUGAGCCGGACGAGUACGACGACGCCGUCGCCGUCAACCGGCGGAGCGGGGGCGACGCACUAUUUGGCGACGCUUCGUAUGGACGCCACGACGACGCCAUGCUUACAGGGUCAGGUCGCCAGAUGCGCAAGAUCAUGAAGGCCCUCAGCCAGCGCGAGGGCCUCGACAUGUACGACAGCGACGAGGAGGCCAAGAACCCGUACGCCAGCGACGAAUCCGACGACGAGGACCUGGACGUGCUGCACCCUGAACGUGCCAUUCUUGCGGCCCGCGAAGAAAAGGCGCGGCAGGAGCGCCUUGCCAAGGAAGCUAAUGGGGUGUCUUCAGCCACAUCGCCCGAGCCUGAUGGCGGCGUGAAGCGCAAGAACGAUAUGCCGCCGCGCUCGGAUGACGGCCUCAAGCGUGCUAGAACCGACUCGCGCGCGAGUUCGCCUAGCGCUGGCAUGGCUGGUCGCUCUGGCUCGCCACCGCGUCCCCUCACGCCGCUCGAGUUGGAACUCGUGCAGCUCAUUUCCGACGGGCGCAUAACUAACACGACCGAUCUCGUGCAGCACUUCCGCGCACGCCUCAAGCAGGGGGGCGCUGCGCUCAAGGAGGAGCUGAGUGCGGCUGUCAAGCGCAUUGCCUAUAUGGACAAGAAGGAGAAUCGGCUCAAGCUCAAGGACGCCGUCGCCGAGGGUGCCGCGUCGCCCGCCCGUAGUCCGUAG
Molecule: messenger RNA, 1983 nt
Organism: Malassezia sympodialis ATCC 42132
Lineage: Eukaryota; Fungi; Basidiomycota; Malasseziomycetes; Malasseziales; Malasseziaceae
Gene: TFG1
Exons: 1
Coding region: 1-1983 (660 amino acids)
Biological process (GO): positive regulation of transcription elongation by RNA polymerase II; transcription initiation at RNA polymerase II promoter
Cellular component (GO): transcription factor TFIIF complex; nucleus
Molecular function (GO): DNA binding; TFIIF-class transcription factor complex binding; RNA polymerase II general transcription initiation factor activity
Source: RefSeq, a predicted model, not a curated record